Peromyscus leucopus (white-footed mouse) is the source of this 955-nucleotide messenger RNA. RefSeq names its product NME/NM23 nucleoside diphosphate kinase 4 (gene Nme4). The transcript is spliced from 5 exons. Gene Ontology annotation, molecular function: nucleoside diphosphate kinase activity. The record is from RefSeq and is a predicted model, not a curated record. Gene Ontology annotation, biological process: CTP biosynthetic process; GTP biosynthetic process; UTP biosynthetic process. The coding region runs from base 57 to 575 and encodes 172 amino acids. NCBI's taxonomy places the organism in Eukaryota, Metazoa, Chordata, Mammalia, Rodentia, Cricetidae.
GUGGCACCUCCCUCUGCCCUCUUGGCGCUGCUUUCCGCACCGCGCCAGCCCGCGCCAUGGGCUGUUUCUUUGGGGCUGCGGCACUGCGGGCGUUGUUGUGCGGGCCACGCAUUCCAGGCCUGCUGGUGCGCCCCAGUUCCGGAGGGCCUUCCUGGCCCCAGGAGCGGACCCUGGUUGCUGUGAAGCCAGAUGGGGUGCAGCGGAGGCUAGUGGGGACUGUGAUACAACGCUUUGAGAGGCGGGGCUUCAAGCUAGUGGGGAUGAAGAUGUUGCAGGCACCAGAGAGCAUCCUUGCUGAGCACUACCGGGACCUACAGAGGAAGCCAUUCUACCCAUCCCUUAUCAGCUACAUGAGCUCUGGGCCUGUGGUGGCCAUGGUCUGGGAAGGGCACAAUGUGGUCCACAUCUCAAGGACCAUGAUAGGACACACUGACUCAACCCAGGCAGCCCCUGGGACAAUCAGGGGAGACUUCAGUGUUCACAUCAGCAGCUUGACGACGGAACCCACUCCUGGGUUCUCAGCAACCGGUCUCUUGUCUGAGCAGCUUCAGGAGAAUGUGGAUCAAGUACGGUGAUCCUUGCCAGCCACCAAGAGGGCCACUCUGGGAAUUUUUUCACCCGGGCUAGCCACGCGAGGGAGCUAUUGGCUUUGCAAACUCCCGAUCGUCUUCCACUGGAAGGGAGUGUCCAAGCUGAUACGACACUGUCUGGCCAGCUUGGGUACUUGGAUUAAGUGGCCUCACCUUCAUCCAACUGGGAAAGGACUCGGGGGUUUAACAGGCGGGAGCAUCGUACGGCGUCAGCGUCUGCGCCUCCUCCCUCUUGCAGUCCCAGCAGGCUGCGCGCCACCAAGGGUGGGGCGCCCGCCGGGUGGAAUGCGAAGAGCGGGAGGGCGGGGAGUCGCAGACGGGAGUGUGAUAGGAAGGCGUGGAAGGGACGAGGCACCGCCUUAUAG